Nomia melanderi (Alkali bee) is the source of this 551-nucleotide messenger RNA. RefSeq names its product Signal peptidase complex subunit Spase12 (gene Spase12). Gene Ontology annotation, biological process: protein targeting to ER. Lineage: Eukaryota; Metazoa; Arthropoda; Insecta; Hymenoptera; Halictidae. Gene Ontology annotation, cellular component: membrane; signal peptidase complex. The record is from RefSeq and is a predicted model, not a curated record.
UUGCGCAUGCGCGGGCGACGUCAAUAGUUGUAUACGUAGCAAGUGCCAACUGAAGUUUGCUUGUUGUAAACACUACCGGUAGUUUAUAAUUAUUUAUUUACAAUGAGCUCGUGGAUACAGUACAUUAAAUCCCUUCCCAUGCAUAUGGAUUAUGAUGGGCAAGCACGAGCAGAAAAUUUAUCGCGGGUCAUUAUAACGCUAUUUGGAGUGGUUGGAUUAAUAUGGGGAUAUCUGAUUCAACAAUUUUCCCAGACUAUUUAUAUUCUCGGCGCUGGAUUUCUAAUGGCAGCAAUAAUCACAUUACCACCUUGGCCAAUGUACCGCCGUAAGCCUCUGGACUGGCAGAAACCACAGUCCGAUGUCAAUACCAAGUCAAAAAGGAAAAAAUAAUUUAUUGCCAAUUAUGAUUGUAUUUAAUAAUAUUUUGUUAUGCGUUAUGCAACAAUUAUUAGCAUGACAAGAAAGUCAACUUUCUUCGACUGACAUUGCAUUUAAAAGUAUGUAUGUACAGUAGUGCAGAAAGAAAUGGAAUGGUUCAAGGAAUACUUUUU